Molecule: messenger RNA, 936 nt
Organism: Penicillium macrosclerotiorum
Lineage: Eukaryota; Fungi; Ascomycota; Eurotiomycetes; Eurotiales; Aspergillaceae
Product: NAD(P)-dependent oxidoreductase
Exons: 5
Coding region: 1-936 (311 amino acids)
Molecular function (GO): NADP binding; oxidoreductase activity, acting on the CH-OH group of donors, NAD or NADP as acceptor; NAD binding
Source: RefSeq, a predicted model, not a curated record
AUGACUCAAAUUGGCUGGUAUGGCCUUGGGUCUAUGGGUCUCGCCAUGGCUAGCAACCUGCAGCGACACCUCGCGGCGAAAAAGGCUCUCAGCUUGCUCUACUCAAACCGCACUAUGUCGCGCGGUGUACCACUUCAAGCCCUUGGCGGGGCCCCUGAAGCAAGCUUCGAGACGCUGGUUUCUCGCUGUGGCAUUAUCUUCACCAUGGUUUCGAAUGACUCAGUCCUCCAGAGUCUGAUCUCUUCUGCUGUUGGGUCCGGUCUCUCCUUAAAAGAUAAGAUCUUUGUAGACUGUUCGACUGUCCAUCCUGAGACGGUGAGCUCGGCCGUAGCCCAGCUGAAGACCAAGGAUGCUUCGUACAUCGCAGCCCCUGUCUUUGGUGGCAACCCAAUUGCCGUGGAUGGAAAGUUGGUAUUUGCUAUUGCUGGUCCGAGAAGCGCGACCGAGGCCGUUAAACCACUGAUCCAAGACGUAAUGGGACGAAAGGUCAUCGAAUGCGGUGAGGAUGCUACCAAAUCUUCACUGUUGAAGAUUGCUGGAAAUAUUGUCACAAUUAACAUGAUGGAAGCCGUUGGCGAGGCUCAAGUUUUCGCUGAGAAGACUGGCCUCGGGACUGGCCCCAUGGAGGAGCUGAUUGGUGAAGCUUUUGGUCCUGUCGCCGGAGGCUAUUCUAAGAGAUUGACUACUGGUGCAUACGCACCGCCUCUAGAUUCGCGUCCUGGCUUCGGUGUUUCUCUGGCUAUUAAAGACGCCAGACAUGCGAUGACUAUGGCCGAAGAGCAAGGCGUCAAGCUUCCAGCUCUCGAGCUAGCUCGUAAGAACAUGGAGACCGCUCGAGAUCAUGCAGGUGAGUGUCUUGACAGUAGCGCAAUGUACGGGACGCUGCGCCAGCAGGCGGGCCUGGCAUUUUGGAACGAGAAAAGCCGUAAGGAGUAG